This is a messenger RNA of Pongo pygmaeus (Bornean orangutan), 7029 nucleotides long. RefSeq names its product zinc finger protein 138 (gene ZNF138). The coding region runs from base 77 to 460 and encodes 127 amino acids. Gene Ontology annotation, molecular function: DNA-binding transcription factor activity, RNA polymerase II-specific; RNA polymerase II cis-regulatory region sequence-specific DNA binding. The record is from RefSeq and is a predicted model, not a curated record. NCBI's taxonomy places the organism in Eukaryota, Metazoa, Chordata, Mammalia, Primates, Hominidae. The transcript is spliced from 5 exons. Gene Ontology annotation, biological process: regulation of DNA-templated transcription.
GCGGACAUGACGGCUUCCGGGAUUCGGUGUGGUCUUUGUCUCGCUGCAGCGGGUGAUCCAGGGACCAUUGACAUUUAUGGAUGUGGCCAUAGAAUUCUCUUUGGAGGAGUGGCAAUGCCUGGACACUGCACAGCAGAAUUUAUAUAGGCAUGUGAUGUUAGAGAACUACAGAAACCUGGUUUUCUUGGGUAUUGCUAUCUCUAAGCCAGACCUGAUUACCUGUCUGGAGCAAGGAAAAGAGCCCUGGAAUAUGAAGAGACAUGAGAUGGUGGUAGCCAAACAUUCAGCUGUAGCAUUUACCUUUGAUCUCAGUGGACUCAACAUUUUGUCAUUCCAAAGUAUACUGCCAUUUGUUUCAGCACUUUAUGUCAUGGGAAACAGAAACCAGUGUCUGCAAAAGCACCUAGAAGCCGGAAAUAAAGAUCUCUGUGUUCUCAUUUUGCCCAAGACCUUUGGCUAGAGCAGAACAUAAAAGACUCUUUCCAAAAAGUGACACUGAGCAGAUAUGGAAAAUAUGGACAUAAGAAUUUACAGUUAAGAAAUGGCUGUAAAAGUGUGGAUGAGUGUAAGGGACACCAAGGAGGUUAUAAUGGACUUAACCAAUGUUUGAAAACUACCUCGAGCAAAAUAUUUCAAUGUAAUAAAUAUGUAAAAGUCAUGCAUAAAUUUUCAAAUUCAAAUAGACACAAGAUAAGACAUACUGAAAAUAAACAUUUCAGAUGUAAAGAAUGUGACAAAUCACUUUGCAUGCUUUCACGCCUAACUCAACAUAAAAGAAUUCAUACUAGAGAGAAUUUCUACAAAUGUGAAGAAUGUGGAAAAACCUUUAACUGGUCCACAAACCUUUCUAAACCUAAGAAAAUUCAUACUGGAGAAAAACCCUACAAAUGUGAAGUAUGUGGAAAAGCCUUUCACCAAUCCUCAAUCCUUGCUAAACAUAAGAUAAUUCGUACUGGAGAAAAACCCUAUAAAUGUGCACACUGGCAAAGCCUUUAACCAGUCCUCACACCUUACUAGACAUAAUUCAUACUGAAGAGAAAGCCUAAAAAUGUGAACAAUGUGGCAAGGUCUUUAAGCAGUCCCCAACCCUUACUAAACAUCAGAUAAUUUAUACUGGAGAGGAACCAUACAAAUGUGAGGAAUGUGGCAAAACUUUUAACCUAUCUUAACAACUUACUGAACAUAAGAAAAUUUAUACUAGAGAGAAAGCCUACAAAUGUGAAGAAUGUGGCAAAGCCUUUAACCAGUUUUCAACCCUUACUACACAAGAUAAUUCAUAGCGGAGAGAAACCCCACAAAUGUGAAGAAUGUGGCAAAUGAGCCGCAAAGCUCACUGAACAUAAGUUAAUUCAUACUGGAGAAAAACCCUACAAAUGUAAAGAAUGUGGAAAAGCUUUUCACCGAUACUCAAUCCUUAGUACACAUAAGAAAAUUCAUACUGGGGAGAAACCCUAGAAAUGUGAAGAAUGUGGAAAAGCCUUUAACCGGUCCUCAACUCUUACUACACAUAAGAUAAUUCACAGUGGAGAAAAACCCUACAAAUGUGAAGAAUGUGGCAAAGCUUUUAACCAAUCCUCACACCUUAUGAGACAUAAGAAAACUCAUAGUAAAGAGAAACCCUACAAAUGUGAACAGUGUGGCAAGGUCUUUAAGAAGUCCUCGACUCUUACUGCAUGUAAGAUCAUACUGGAGAGGAACCUUACAAAUGUGAGGAAUGUGGCAAAGGUUUUAGCCAACUCUCAAACCUUACUAAACAUAAGAAGAUUCAUACUAGAGAGAAACCCUACAAAUGUGAAGAAUGUGGCAAAUCUUUUAACCAGUUCUCACUUGCUAUACAUAAUUCAUACUUGAAUGAAACCCUACAAAUGUGAACAAUGUGGCAGAUCUUUUAACCAGUUCUCAAACUUUACUAUGCAUAAGAAAAUUCAAACUGGAGAGAAACUCUACAAAUGUGAAGAAUGUGGCAAAGCUUUUAACCAAGUCUCAACACUUACUAUACAUAAGAUAAUUUAUACUGGAGCAAAACCUUGGAAAUUCAAAGAAUGUGGUAAAACUUACAAUCCUCAAAACUUUCUACACAUAAGAAAAUUCAUGUAGGAGAGAAACCCCACAAAUGUGAAAAAUUUUGUAAAUUCUUUAACCAGUCUUCAACCCUUUCUACACAUAGUAUAAUUCAUACUGGAGAGAAACCCCACAAAUAUGAAGAAUGUGGUAAUGCUUUUAACCAAUUCUCAAAUCUUACUAAACAAAAGAAGAUUAAUACUGAAAAUGUUACAAACCAGAAAAAUGUGACAAUGAUUUUAACAAAACCUUCAAAUUUUUCUAAACAUAAAGGAAAUCAUACUGGGAAGAAAUUAUAAAAAUGUGAAGAAUGUGACAAAGCCUUUAAAUGGUUGUCACACUUGAUUGUAGGUAAGAUAAUUCAUACUGGUGGAAACUCCCAGAAGUGUGAAGCAUAUGGCAAAACUUUAAUUCCUAUACCUUAUUGCACAGGAAAGCAUUUAUACUUCAGAAAAUAUUGUACUGAUAUAAAGAAUGUGGAAAAGCCAUUAAUAUGUGCUUACAUCUUAUUCAACAUUAGAGAGUUAGUACUUAAUAAAAGCAUUAUAAAUGCAAUUACUGUCAAAAACUCAAAGUAUAAGGUUUUUGUUUUAGUGUGUUUUGUUUUGUUUUGUUUUUAAAUGAGACUACGUAAUACUCUUUCCCAGGCUGGAGUGCAGUGGUGCAAUCUUGGCUUACUGUAACCUCUGCCUUCCAGGUUCAAGCAAUUCUCCUGCCUGGGCCUCCAGAAUAGCUGGGACUACAGGCAUGUGCCAUCACACCCGGCUAAGUUUUGUAUUUUUUAGUAGAGACAGGGUUUUAAACUGUGUUGGCCAGGCUCAUCUCGAACUCCUGACUUGAAAUGAUCCACACACCUCUGCCUCCCAAAGUGCUGGAAUAACAGGUGUGAGCCACUGUGCCCAGCCAAUAUAAGCCUUUAAAGUAAAAAAAGAGUUUUUAUUUUGAAGACAAACAUUAAAAACAUAAAGAGGGUUGUAGUGCCUGCCUUACUUGUAUCACAGAUCUUAUUGUACACAUUUUGUAUCACAAGCAGUUGCUCAAACUUCGUUCAACAUCAGGGAAUUUAUAUCGGAGAAAAACUACAAAUGUAAUACAUUUCAAAAAUUUUUCAAAAACUACAUCUUAGAAAACACCAGGGGGUGCAUACUAAACUAUAUUUUUCCAGAUGCAGUAAAUAUAAAAAAAAAUUCAAAAAUAAGUCUACGUAAGUAUCAGAGAAUUCACAGUAAAAAUAUCUAAGGCACUGACACUUCAAACAUUGCACUAAGUAAAUGUGCUGAGUAUACAAAAUAACCCAAAACUAAAGUGGGUAGAUAAAUUAUUUGUAUAUAACUUUAAAAGAAGUAGAAAUAUUUUUGCAGAGUUACAAUUACAUUCAAAGUAUACUUUUUUCCUUGAAAAAAAUUGCAGAAUUUAUGAAAAGUGAAUAAUGAUCUAAUUCAACUCAAAUUACUUCAUGCUUUUCAUUCCUGUUGCAUUCACUAGUGAAAGCAUGUGAUCAAUUGUUGCUGCAUCGAAGGUAUGAGAGAUUCUUUUUUGUUAUGUCGAUAUUGUUUUUGAAUUUUUCUAUGGAAGAGUAAAGACAUUACAAUGUAGGAUGCAUGACAAAAGUCUAAGUGGAGAGGCUGUUUGUGUUUAAUUUAUAAUAUUGAGUGAUGUAUGAGGUAAGUGUUCAGAGUAGUAUUCUUCUGUGUUAUACUCCAAACAAAAUAAUUUUAGUUAAAAUUAAUUAGUAUAUAAUUUUACUAAUUGUACUUUUAUGUAAUAAAAUGCAGUACAGUUUUAAAGAUUUAGAUUAUUAUAAACUUAAUUUUUUAAUUAAAAUUUUAACAUAAGACCACUGUGCAUUCAAUAAAGUAUUAUUAUGCCACUAACUUUUACCUGUCCUACCUUACUCAAGGGUGUAGGUCAAAGAUGGUAACAAUAGACUAUUUGAUAACAUAAUGGACUAACAGCUCCAGUAAUUUAUUUUGCCAGUGGCUUCAAACUGCAAAUAAAUUAAUGAAUAUUGUUCCCAUUGAUUAAAUUUUUAUUUAUAAUUUAAACUUAUUUUUCUCAAUUUUUGUGCGUACAUAGUAUCUGUUUAUAUUUAUGUCAUACAUGGCAUUUUUUGAUACAGUCAUAUAAUUUAUGUAUUAAUCAGAUAAGGGCAAAUGAAGUUUCCAUCAACUCUAUCUAGCAUUUAUCUUUUGGAUUACUAACCCAUUCUACACUUUUACUUACUUUAAAAUGUAAAAUAAAUGCUGUUGACUACAGGGUCAUUUUUAUGAGUAAAAUAAAAAUUAUUUACAAAUAUAAAUAAAAUCCUGAGUCUUAAAAUUCUGAGUUCUGCUUAAACAUUUAAAAAAAUUUGUUAUGUAUUUUUCUUUGAACAUGUGGUCUCUCUCUGCCUGCAAACAUACAGAAUUUUAGUUUUGAUUUACAUAAAAUUAGCUAUGCAUAUAUGUUACUGUAAAAAUAAACCUUAGGUGCAAGAAAAUUAUAGAGUAUGUAUGAGUAUGAGUUUGCACCUAUUUUCAGAAGAAUAGAGCAAUAUUGUAACAAAACAAAUAUUUUAAGAAGGUGACUUAUUAACUGAAACCGAAAACCUCAAAAAUGCUGAAAGCAAAUCUAUACUCUGCUUUUUUUAAAAUUUAUUACUGUAAAAUCUUCUGACUUAGGGUUCAGAACCUCCCCAUGAAAAAUUUCUGUUUUUCCUUGCCUAGUACUCAUGCUAGACCUAUAAUUUUCUUGUCUCUUAUGAUUUUUUCUUUUAUAGUUUAUGAGGUAUUCAUUAUGUGAGCUGGUCAUGACUAAUAACGAUUUUUAUAAAAUUUAGUGCACACUGAACAAUUUUUAGAUGUAUUUCCAAAAUUGUGUAGUUUAUUAGGACAUUCGAUUUUUUCUUUUAAUUGGAGAAUUCUACAUAAGCCUGUAUUUUUUAACUUUUUUUGUUCUCAUUAUAAUUGACAUAAGUAUAUUUAUUGAGGCAAUUUGUUCAGAUAAGAACUAGGGAUGCUUCAUAAGUCAUGAUGUUUUUUAAUAUAUAAAUGUGGCGAACAAACAUGACAGUGCUUGCUGUGUAGCAGAUGCUCCAUGAUAAGCCAUAAAUAUUCCUGCUAGAGUUAGUUUGUAAGUUCAAGUCGGAGAGGGAAAAUAUCAAUAGUGAAGAAAUAACAUUGAUUCUUCGUGUGGAGAUAACAAUUGUUUUCAUGCUGCAAAGCUAAAUAUUGCUGAACCUAAAGAGAAACUCUGUUUCUUUUAUUUCCUAAUUAUCUUUAGUUUUGUUUGUCUUAUUAUGUGUCUUCUGUGUAUUCAUCACAGCCCUUCUCCCCUUUUUCUAUGUGAUUGCUACAGUUUUCUCAUUGUCUUCAUGCCAUGUCAUUUUACAUGGUACUUUGUAGGUUUUGAUGAGAAAGUUGGUGUUUUUAAUGCACUCAAAAAUUGGUUUUAGUUAGAGAAUUUGCUUAUCAAUAUAACUUUCAGAUCAGUUAAUUAAGAUAAAAGGCAUAUGCUGUCCAUAGAUCAGAGGAUUAAAUAACUUAGCAUUGUUUUUCUCUGUUUGUAAACGGAAAAUCUUAUUAAAUUCUUACACAAAGUGUGACACAUUUAAUAUUUGCUAGAAAAUGCAUCUUAGAAAUUAAAUUAUGAAGAGUUAAUGGUGAGGAAUUUUAAAUUUAAUGUUCUAUGAUAUAGCACAACACAGAUUUAUUUAUUUACUUAUUUAUUUAUUUAUUUAUGAAACAGAAUCUUGCUCUGUCACCCAGGCUGGAGUGCAGUGGCGCAAUCUCGGCUCACUGCAACCUCCGCCUCUUGGGUUCAAGCAAUUCUCCUGCCUCGGCCUCCCUAACAGCUGGGAUUGCAGGUGCCUGCCACCACACCCAGCCAAUUUUUGUAUUUUUAGUACAGACGCGGUUUCACCAUGUUGGCCAGGCUGGUCUCGAACUCCUGACCUCGUGAUCUGCCCUCCUCAGACUCCCAAAGUGCUGGGAUUAUAGGCGUGAGCCACUGUGCCCUGCUGAAUCUUUUAUUGUUAAGUGUGAAUGUUAAAGGUUGCAAAAUAAUAAAAUGACCUCUGUGGAUUUGAAAUUUGGAAUAAUAUUUCUUGUCCAUAUUGAUAUUACAACUCAGAGGAAUUUCACCCUGUUAUUUUAUGUGUCUUUUUAGUGAGUGAAGGUCAGUGUACAGUUUAUAUUCUUAGUCACCUGUCGUCAACUUCUUGGUCAUUUUCUCUGGAAAAAUUCUGGAGAUUAUGGCAACUUUUAGAUUAUUUUGUGUUAUUUUUUAUGCAAACUUGUUUAUUGUGUUCCCAGAAUGGCCAGUCACAGGUCUAUAAGCAACACCUGCCAUUUUAGUGUCUUCCAUAUCAUCACUAUCUGUAAUAAAUAAAUGUGUAUUUAUUUUGUAAAAUAUAAUAUUUGGAAGUAUAUAUACAUUGUCAAAUGCUUAAUUCUAGGUAGUUACCUCACAUAGUUAACAUUUUUAUGGCAAGAGCAUGUGACAUUGUCAGCAUUUUUCAAAACUACAAAUACAUUAUUUUGAUCUAUAGUCACUAUGCUGUACAAAAAAACUUGAACUUAUUCUAUUAACUAUAAUUAUGUAUUUUUUGAUCAACAUCUUUUCAAACCCUCCUUUCUCCUAAAUAACUUGUGUCUGGUGGUCACCUCUUCAAUAAGAUUUUAGAAUCCUUUUGUAAGUGAAAUCAUGAAAUAAUAAUCUUUGUGCCUGGCUCAUUUCGACAAAUAUAAUGUUUUCCUCCAGGUUAAUUCGUGUGAUUGAAAAUAAUAAAAUUUCCUUCUUUAAAGAUGAAUAGUAUUCCAUUGUGUGUAUAUACCACAUUGUCUUUAUUUACUCAUUAAAUGUUGAAACCACUGAUUCUAUAUUUUGGUAAUUGUGAAGAGUGUUGUAAAAAACAAGCAUGUUUCUUCAUUCUGAUUUCAUUUGUUUUGGAUGUAUAACCAAUAAUAAAAUUGCUGUAUUUGGUGGUUU